Molecule: messenger RNA, 3686 nt
Organism: Erinaceus europaeus (western European hedgehog)
Lineage: Eukaryota; Metazoa; Chordata; Mammalia; Eulipotyphla; Erinaceidae
Gene: PRDM7
Product: PR/SET domain 7
Exons: 10
Coding region: 589-3441 (950 amino acids)
Biological process (GO): central nervous system development; regulation of transcription by RNA polymerase II
Cellular component (GO): nucleus
Molecular function (GO): protein binding; zinc ion binding; DNA-binding transcription factor activity, RNA polymerase II-specific
Source: RefSeq, a predicted model, not a curated record
GGGGUCUUUGAUGCCUCAGACCUGAGAGUCUUUUGCAUAAAACCAUUGUACUGUCUCCACAGUCCAACAAGGUUCAUUGCCUUCUGCUGCAGUCAGUCUGUCCUUAAUCUCCCUCACCCCUACCUCGUAUCAGCAGUCAAGGUCCUCAGGGUCCCCCCCUUUGCCUCACCCAUCACGCACACCCCAUUCAAAGCCACAGUCUCUGGGUGCCUUUGUCAGUUUCCUCAAAGGCAAUGCCACAGGGAAGCUGAGGAAACAGCAAAGGGAUCUCACUCACCUUGGACUGGCCUGUCACAGCCAAUGGAGACCCUCCUAGUCCCAUCAGCACCCCCAGACUUGCCUGAGUAGAGACCCUCUCAUGCCACUGAUACACCCCUAAACUUUCCUCACUAUCCUCUGGUCCUCACAGGGGUUCCAUAGCUUCCUCUGGACACCAGCUCCAAAUGGAGAUGGACGGCUGGGCUCAGAGCAGUGAGCAGGAUUGCCACCCCCUCUCAGCCCCUUCUCCUUCCACAGGCACCUUUUGGCUUUGAGGCUGGGACAUCAGGGGUCCUUGCCAGCCUCAGAGUCUGAGCAGAGCUCAGCACCAUGAGCCUAGAGAAGCCCCAAGAGGAAAGGCCUGAGGAAGACACAGGGAGAACAGAAAGGAAGCUCAUGAUCAAAGAUGCUUUUAAAGACAUUUCCAUAUACUUCUCCAAGAAGGAAUGGACAGAGAUGGGAGACUGGGAGAAAAUCCGAUACAGGAACGUGAAAAGAAACUAUGAAAAGCUGAUUACUAUAGGUCUCAGAGCCCCUCGACCAGCUUUCAUGUGUCAUCGCAGGCAGGCCACCAAAUCCAAAUUAGAUGACACUGAGGAUUCUGAUGAAGAAUGGACUCCAAGGCAGCAAGUCAAACCUUCUUGGAUGAUCUUCAGAGUGGAAAAAAGUAAACACCAGAAGGGGGUGCUCAAGCAACCAGUACACAGUGAAUCUAGCUUCAAGGAAUUGUCAGAAACAGCAAAUUUGCUAAAUACAAGUGACUCAGAGCAGGCUCAGAAACCAGUAUCCCCUCUUGAAGAAGCAGUUGCCACUGGACAGCACUCAAAGAAAAAAAUGGAAUUCAGAAGAAAAGAAACUUUAGUGAAGAUGUACAGCCUUCGAGAAAGAAAGGACCACGCAUACCAGGAGGUCAGCGAGCCCCAGGAUGAUGACUACCUCUACUGUGAGACCUGUCAGAACUUCUUCAUUGACAGCUGUGCAGUUCAUGGGUCCCCUGUGUUUAUAAAAGAUAAGGCAGUGGACAAAGGGCAUCCUGACCGCUCAGCCCUCACUCUGCCCCCUGGGCUGACAAUCAGACCAUCAGGCAUCCCUGAAGCUGGACUUGGAAUUUGGAAUGAGGGUUCUGAUCUGCCAGUGGGUGUGCAUUUUGGCCCCUAUGAAGGCCAAAUCACAGAUGAUGAAGAAGCAGCCAACAGCGGAUACUCCUGGCUGAUCACCAAAGGGCGAAACUGUUAUGAGUAUGUGGAUGGAGAAAAUAAAUCUUGGGCCAACUGGAUGAGGUACGUGAACUGUGCCAGGAAUGAUGAAGAGCAGAACCUGGUGGCCUUUCAGUAUCACAGGCAGAUCUUCUACCGAACCUGCCGGGUCAUCCAGCCAGGCUGUGAACUGCUGGUCUGGUAUGGGGACGAGUAUGGCCAGGAGCUGGGCAUUAAAUGGGGCAGCAAGUGGAAGAAAGAGCUCACAGCAGAGCAAGAAUCAAAGUCAGAAAUCCACCUAUGUCCCUCCUGCUCUCUGGCCUUCUCUGCUCAGAAAUUCCUCAACCAACAUGUGAAGCAUAGUCAUCCUUCUCAGAUCCUCCCAGGAACAUCUACAAGAAAACAACCCCAAGUAGAGAAUCCCUGCUUAAGCAAUCAGAAUCAACAGAAGCAACAUUCUAAUUUUCAGAAUCAGCAUGACAGUACUGAAAGUCAAGAAGCCAUAGAAAAGUUCAAACCCUUGCUAAAAAUGAUAAAGCAGAAGACAAUUUCAAAUGGUUUUUCCAAAUUACCCAAAGAACAAAUAGGGAGCUCUAGGGAGCAUGAGAAAACAAAGGAGGAAGAGUCCAACAGCUGUCAGAAAAUGAAUCCAGAAGACACCAGUGAAUUACUUGUGGGGCUAGGAAUGUCAAGAAUUGUAAGAGACAAAUAUGAAGGAUCUGGGAAAAACUAUUAUGACAUGUCACAUAUCAUCACACACCAGAAGACACACACAGGGGAGAAGCCCCAUGUUUGCAAGGAGUGUGGGCGAGGCUUCAGUGAAAAGUCAAGUCUCAUCGCACACCAGAGGACACACACAGGGGAGAAGCCCCAUGUUUGCAGGGAGUGUGGGCGAGGCUUCAGUGAAAAGUCAAGUCUCAUCGCACACCAGAGGACACACACAGGGGAGAAGCCCCAUGUUUGCAGGGAGUGUGGGCGAGGCUUCAGUCGAAAGUCAGGUCUCAUCAGACACCAGAGGACACACACAGGGGAGAAGCCCCAUGUUUGCAGGGAGUGUGGGCGAGGCUUCAGUGAAAAGUCAAGUCUCAUCGCACACCAGAGGACACACACAGGGGAGAAGCCCUAUGUUUGCAGGGAGUGUGGGCGAGGCUUCAGUGAAAAGUCAAGUCUCAUCGCACACCAGAGGACACACACAGGGGAGAAGCCCCAUGUUUGCAGGGAGUGUGGGCGAGGCUUCAGUGAAAAGUCAAGUCUCAUCGCACACCAGAGGACACACACAGGGGAGAAGCCCCAUGUUUGCAGGGAGUGUGGGCGAGGCUUCAGUCGAAAGUCAGGUCUCAUCAGACACCAGAGGACACACACAGGGGAGAAGCCCCAUGUUUGCAGGGAGUGUGGGCAAGGCUUCAGUCAAAAGUCACAUCUCAUCACACACCAGAGGACACACACAGGGGAGAAGCCCCAUGUUUGCAGGGAGUGUGGGCGAGGCUUCAGUGAAAAGUCAAAUCUCAUCAGACACCAGAGGACACACACAGGGGAGAAGCCCCAUGUUUGCAGGGAGUGUGGGCGAGGCUUCAAUGAAAAGUCAAGUCUCAUCGCACACCAGAGGACACACACAGGGGAGAAGCCCCAUGUUUGCAGGGAGUGUGGGCGAGGCUUCAGUGAAAAGUCAAAUCUCAUCACACACCAGAGGACACACACAGGGGAGAAGCCCCAUGUUUGCAGGGAGUGUGGGCAAGGCUUCAGUCAAAAGUCACAUCUCAUCACACACCAGAGGACACACACAGGGGAGAAGCCCCAUGUUUGCAGGGAGUGUGGGCGAGGCUUCAGUGAAAAGUCAAAUCUCAUCAGACACCAGAGGACACACACAGGGGAGAAGCCCUAUGUUUGCAGGGAGUGUGGGCAAGGCUUCAGUCAAAAGUCACAUCUCAUCACACACCAGAGGACACACACAGGGGAGAAGCCCCAUGUUUGCAAAAAGGAUAUAUGAGUCAUUCACAAUAAAUCACAGCUCAACAACCACAAAGAAUUAAUGUAACCACCACACAUUUCACACAUGCAACUCUGAAGAGACUUUGGAGAAAGUUUACUGGCCAUUUAUACUAUCCACGAGUCUACUGAAUGCAGCGAGAUGUGCCUCAACAAACCCUAAUCUUUCAUGACAAGAAAUGAGGUAGACAAAUGGGAGCUGUGUUAAGUACUUCAGAGAUGCUGAUACCAUGGCUUAUCUCCUAG